Molecule: messenger RNA, 2157 nt
Organism: Drosophila mojavensis
Lineage: Eukaryota; Metazoa; Arthropoda; Insecta; Diptera; Drosophilidae
Product: protein phosphatase PTC7 homolog
Exons: 2
Coding region: 313-1359 (348 amino acids)
Source: RefSeq, a predicted model, not a curated record
GGCGCAAAACUUUGCCAUAUAUUAAAUAGAGCAGCUAUGGCUUACCCACAUUCGUGUGAGGAUCUCGCGGGCUGUUUGAGGAUCCUUUUGAGUAGGCGUCGCCUCGCUGCGCUGCCACAUCUGUCCAUGUGGAGGAUGGAGAAUGGAGAAUGGAUGACAGUUAGUUUUACUUCGGCAUUUGUUAGUUACACACACAACAAACAUUGGAAAUCCUUUUAAUUAUUUUUUUUUUUGUUGUGUCUGGUUUUUCGUAUUUAUGUGUCGCCUCUACUAGGUCGUUGUUUCAUUGUUGAUCGUCGACUUGUGAGAAACAUGAAUGAAUAUUUAGAUAAUGCCAGGCGCAGCAUUCAACGGGCGAUGAGCAGCAGCUACCACUCCCUAUCGACGGUGGCCAGCACGGCCGGUGGCCUGGCCGCCACUACCGGGAUGCAACUAAUUGGCCGCCUGCUGGGCCUGAAGGCCCAGGCCUCCAUGGACUCAAUGGCCGACUCGCGGACGACGUCAAGCACGGAUCUGGGCUCGCCGUCAGCGGGGGCAUUGGAUGAGCAGCAAACGCGACUGGUCAGCGUGGUAUGUGGGUUCCCCAAGGAUAUCGUCAUGUAUCCCGAUUAUGUGAGGGGGCAGUUUGGCGAGGAUGCCUGGUUCAAGACCUCCACAUCGAAGGCGGAUACGCUGGGCGUGGCCGACGGCGUCGGCGGCUGGCGAGUGUAUGGCAUCGAUCCGGGCCUGUUCAGCCGCUUCCUGAUGCGCUCCUGCGAGCGCCUCGCCCACACCUCGGACUUUGACUCGACGCGACCCGAGCAUUUGCUCGCCCGCGCCUACUGCAAUCUGCUGGAGCAGAAACAGCCCAUUCUGGGCAGCUGCACCGCCUGUGUGCUGACGCUGCACCGCGAGAGCGGCAUCCUCUAUGCGGCGAACAUCGGAGACAGCGGCCUGCUGGUCAUACGCAACGGGGCCGUGGUCUGCCGCUCCGUGGAGCAGCAGCAUCACUUCAAUACGCCGUACCAGCUGGCCGUGCCGCCACCUGGACAGGGCCUCAACGUGCUGACAGAUGGGCCCGAGUGUGCCGCCCUCCUGGAGUUCGAUAUGCAGCCGGGCGAUAUACUGAUGCUGGCCACAGACGGUGUCUACGACAAUGUGUCCGAGGAGCUGCUGCUGCAGGUGCUCAGCCAUGCGGCCGGCGUCACAGAUCCCGUCAAGCUGCAGAUGUACGCCAAUUCGGUGGCCCUGAUGGCCCGCUCGCUCAGCUUCAAUCCGCACCACGAGUCGCCGUUCACCCAGAAUGCCAGGCGCCACAACAUCGAUGCGCCUGGCGGCAAGCCGGACGACGUAACCGUCAUCCUGGCCAGCGUUGUUUAACUGGCCAGCUUGAUGGUGAUGGUCGCUCUGAUGAUGCAAUGCAAUGCACUUUGUAACACAACAGUAACCAUCUCAUAAAUAGGAAUGCCGGAAUGCCCCACAGCCACGCCCACACCCACAGCCACACCCACCUCCCAUCAAUCCCAUCUGUGCGCACUCACUGGCAGCUGUGCACAGCUCCAAGCUAUUCCUGUUCAGCUGUGGACAAUUGCCAGUGAAUGCUCUGGACUCACGCACACAUCAGGAGACGGGAUUGUCUACAGCACAGCAAAAAAAAAAAAAACAAAACAAACAAACAAAAAAAUCUUAAAAAAUACGUCUCAAUCGGUAUAGAUAUAUAUAUCUCUCUAUAUAUAUAUAUAUAGAUCAAUAUGUAUAUUUAGGGUAUAGGUAGAGUUAGUUGAUCUUAUUGCUCCAAUCUACGACAUUCGGCAUUCCAUGUUCAUCUGGCUCGCAGGCAUCAGGCGCCCCACUCGAACUGCCGCCAUUGGCCAACCAAAUCCAUCGCCCCUGCAUGCCCAACUCCACCCGCCUGAGCUUAACUCCUUCUUGACACAUUCAAAUGCAAAAUUAAGUCGAGUGUUUUUUUUUUAGCUGCUGGCAUAAAGAUAUUAAAUUUUACCUUUGUGCUAGACAAGUGUCUUCAUUUGUUUUAAUAGGAAACAGACUGAAAUUUCUCCGAUUCCAUUUUAAGCCAAUCGACAAUGUGAGGUUUCUGCCAUCAACAUAGAUCCGACUAUCCCAUCACAAGACUGAAAAUUUAAUGCAAAUUUAAGUAAACUCUUUAAAAUAUCGAAA